This is a messenger RNA of Bombus pyrosoma, 1082 nucleotides long. RefSeq lists its product as uncharacterized. The record is from RefSeq and is a predicted model, not a curated record. The transcript has a single exon. Bases 904 to 1068 code for a protein of 54 amino acids. Lineage: Eukaryota; Metazoa; Arthropoda; Insecta; Hymenoptera; Apidae.
CAUCGUCACACUAGUCGUUUCUUCCAAUUUCACAUUUUAAACGUUGCGUGCGGUGUAUUGCUACUUUGUUCGGGAAAUUCGAUAAGUUCGAGAGCGGUCGCGUGAAGACGUUUUUCUAUUUCGCAUUCAUAUUAUUCUCGCGCGAUUUCUAGACUAUCUUCUCUGUCUCUUCUUUCUAUCUGGCAUCUUAAUGUAGUCAGUUUCUUUGUAAUAUAUCGAUAGUUCCUCGAAUAAUAGCAUAGCAUUAGUUUAGCGCCAUUAGUGAGUAGACCUACGUGUGCUCUCGCUAUAUUUUUCUCGUCAAUUUCAAGAAGAUUAUUUGAUUAAAAAUUUGUACGCUUCGUUCACAUCACACGUGACAAGAUGUGACGAUCGAAAAGCGGAUUUUCACGAGUUCCACGGGAGAAUCCGCGAAGUAGAGCGAAGGAAGCGGUACAAACGAUAUCAAGAGCACACGGUAGAAGAGCAAAAAACCCAGUAAACGGGGCAGUAUGUACAUUCUAAUCGUAUUCUUGUUUUCUCCGCCAUCCCUCCUCAUCUCUAUCCGCCUCUCUUCGACAUGAACACAUUCACACUUUACUUCUACCAACCAACUAUCUCUCGACGCUGGGGACCAUUCACGUCAUCGAUCUGCACCCACCUGCACGAUUUCUCAUCGUGGCGGGCUAUAUCGUCGCUCGCGCGAUCGUGUCACGGGACAACACUCGACGCGGAUCAUCCCGAUCGAUCGCUGGAAACGAUCGCUCUACUAUUACGCAAAAACGUCGAAACAAAACACUAAAAAAAAAAAAAAAUUAUACUACAACUCUGCCACGAGAAAAAUUUUUACAUACGCACCACGCAUAUAUCGAUACUAUAUAUGCAAAUUAACACAACAAAAUCACAAUUCACCGCUCUUCUACUAUGAAAACAACAUCUACUACCACCAUCACUACAACCACUACUUCUACUACUACUUCUACUACCACUACUACUACUACUACUUCUACUACUACUACUACUACUACUUCUUCUACUACUACAACAACCACAACAAAAAUACUAUAUCACGUCACGCAAAAACCAUAACAUACCACGUGCGU